Molecule: messenger RNA, 1182 nt
Organism: Aspergillus eucalypticola CBS 122712
Lineage: Eukaryota; Fungi; Ascomycota; Eurotiomycetes; Eurotiales; Aspergillaceae
Product: S-adenosyl-L-methionine-dependent methyltransferase
Exons: 5
Coding region: 1-1182 (393 amino acids)
Molecular function (GO): O-methyltransferase activity
Source: RefSeq, a predicted model, not a curated record
AUGGCCAAAUCCACUAGCCCUCCAAACGAUGUUCUUGGGACAUUGAACGCCAUCAAUGCCGACUCUUUCAGUGCGGAGGGCGAUCGCAUCAAUGCUCUCUUAGCCGCAUAUGCGCUAGUCAGCCGACUUGAGACCCCUUGGGAGAGAAUCGCGAGGAUGUGUAUGGGCGAGCCAGCAUUAUCAGCGAGCUUGAAGGUAGUCAAAGACCUGCGGUUAUUCGAGAAAUGGCAUGCCGAUGGCGAUGGAGCGCGAAGUGGCGAUGAGUUGGCCGCCCUGGCCAACUGCGAACGGGACCUCCUUGGCCGCAUUCUGCGACAUCUGGCUACAAACCACAUUCUGAUUGAGCCUACAGCCGGGGUAUUCAAGCCGACAACCUUUUCUCUUUCUCUUUUGCAACCUGUUUUCGGGGAAUGGAUCUCUUUUCUAUUUGAUGUCGGCAUCCCCGUCCUCCACAAAACCCCUGAGUUCCUGCAGAAGACUGGCUAUAAGAAUCCCACCGAUCCCAAGGAUGUGGCUUUUCAAUACGCUAAGGGCUAUCAGGGCGACAUGUUUGACUACUUCACCAGCCAUCCGCGGGAAGGAGCGUCAUUCAACCAUGUCAUGGGCGGGGUGAUGGCUCAUCAAGCCAGCUGGCUGGAAAUCAUCCCAGCCGAACAUUUCACGAAUGGAUCAGAUCCCAAUGGGCCAUUGGUGGUCGACGUGGGAGGAAACAUCGGCCACGAUAUCGAAAAAUUCCGCCAGGUCCAUCCAGAGACCGCACACCGACUCUACCUUCAGGACUUAACGGCAGUGGUUAAACUCGCCAAAUGUCCCGACCCGGUAAACAAAAUGGCUCACAACUUCUUCCAGCCUCAGCCAGUUCUAGGAUCUCGUAUCUAUUAUAUGCAUGCUGUUCUGCAUGAUUGGUCGGAUGAGCCGGCGCGGCAGAUUCUAAAGAUGAUCCGAGAUGCUAUGAAGCCCGGGUAUAGUAGGCUGCUCGUCCAUGACCAUGUGGUGCCAGAGAAAGAUGCCCAUCCACAUGCAACUGCGUACGAUCUUACCAUGAUGGCCCUGUUAGCCGGCGUCGAGCGCACCGAGACGCAGUGGCGGGACUUGCUAUCCUCCGUGGGAUAUCGGGUGGUAAAAGUAUGGCGAUCCCCCUUGGCUGCACAGGCAAUCAUUGAGGCUGUCAUAGCAGAUUGA